GAUCUCAAGCUAAACUCGUCUGUGCGCGCGGCCUCGCGUUACCAUGUCACCAGGCUAGCAGGUCGCGUAAACAAACGGACGGGAAACGCCUCGCCAAUCCUUCAGUAUCUCUCUCUGUUACUCCAUUAUAAUAAAAUUGACUUAAAAAACAUAUCAACUCCAAAACCAAAUCUUAACUAGGUUGACGGAAGUCUUUCUAAAUUCAUCCGUGAUGGACGCUGACGGCGAGGAGAUAAAGCAGCAGCUCAGGCUUCAGUUCCAGGCUCUCCAGGAGCAGCAGGAGCACAGGAGACAGCAGAUGAAGAAGAGCAGAUCCAGGGCUCCUCCUCUUCCUCACAGCGGCCUGGACCUCAUCAGCCUCUCCACACAGCAGGAGGAGGAAGAGGAGGAGGAGGAGCGGUUCCAGGCCAGGGUGAUCCAGGAGGAAAACCAGCAGCUGCAUGAUCGGCUGAGGGAGCUGAGAGACGAGAACGGCCGGCUCCACAAACUGCUGAGCGAGAAAGACUUCGAGCUCAAACACCUGAGGAAGAGGAGCGAGGAGGAGCGGCUGGCUCUAGCGGGAACUGCUGGUUUGGCAGGAGAUGCAGCGGCAUCCAAAAUCGUGGAAGUGUCGAAAAAGAACCGAGAAUUAGCAGCAGAAAUAGAGCGAGAGAAAACCAAAACCAAACAAGCAAACAACCGCGUCAAACAGCUGGAGAAAGAGCUUCAGGCCACACUGUUACUCAAUCCUGCAAAGACGGCCAGCACUUCAAGGGCGGUGAACGACUAUCUGGAGAACAGCCCGCUAGUGAAAUCCCUUCAGGAGAAACUCUCUGCGGCACAACUCAAGAUGGCUGAAUACCGCAACCAGAUCCAGACCUGCAAGCAGGAGCUGAGAAUGGCCCACAAGGUGUUGAGCUGUGAGGUGGGAGAGGACGUCAGUAUCCAGCAGGUCCUGUGUAACCCAGGAGGAUGGAGAGGCCGAUCUCAGCAGAUCCUCGUCCUGCAGAACAGAGUGCGAGACCUGGAGCAUCAUCUGAGCCAGCCAGGCCUCGAGGAGGAGACGAGGAGGAAGACACACGACAGGAACAUCAGCCGCAUCCGGCUCAUGGAGCGGGAGAAGAAGGAGGCGCUGGAGAAGCUCACUGUGGACUAUGAGGUCCUGCUGGAAGAGAGCUCGGAUGUGAAGAAGAAACUGGAGGGCUCCAGAGCCAGGAACAAAGUGUUGAGCACCGAGGUCAAAGCCCUGAAGAGCCAGAUCAGCACUCUGCUGGACAAGGGCAGACACGACGACGAGCUGGUCCACGCAUUACUGAAGCAGCAGUCGCAGUGGCAGGCCAUGUUCGGGCACCUCAGCCAGAGGGGCCACCAGCGCGAGGAGGCCCAGCAGAGCCUGGAGGUGCAGCUGCACAAUGAGGCCCAGCAACACGCCUCCCUCAUCCAGCAGCUCAAACUCAUGGUGUCGGAGAAGGAGAACAAGGUCAAAGAGCUGGAGCAGGAGAUCCAGAAGCAGUGGGAGAGUAAAGGCCAAGCUAACAUCAGGCCUCUGACAUCACAACAGGAGAACAGCGGCGAGUCCAGCUCUGACCGUCCCAGCGGGCAGCUGACGCUCUCUCAAAGUUAUGAACAUCCUAAUUUAGCUCCGAUUAGACUCACGUUUUAUUUGGAUAGCUACCAGUUAUUACAGUGGUGUCAGAAGUGGGAUUUUAAAAGUCGUUUAAAAGACGGCGUUAUGGAGCAAAGCAUAGGCGAAUUAGAGCGUGCCAUCCAUGAGAACAGCAUCAUGCUAGAGCGUCUGACGAGCAAGACGCCGAGGAGGAGCAGGGCUCCGCACCAGCCUGACGGCGCCAGCAUUCACCGAGCCAUGUACCACUCUCCUGGUCCCCGACAGAACGAACUUCCAGUCGUCUCACCGACACUCCAAAUUAGUGGCCAGCCCGGCGCCCUCACACGUUCGCCCGCUAAGCUACCACGAUAUAGCGGGUUGACACCCCUGGAACCCUACCUGGCACAAGUCGACCUGGCCGCCCUCCACGAUGGAUGGAGCUGUGAGGAGACGGCGAUUCAUUUGGCCCUCGCCUUGGAGGGUCCCGCACUCCAGGUCCUUAUCGAUCUGUCUCCUGAGGAGCGGCGUGAUCUCCAGGCCCUCACUGCUGCUCUCAACCGCCGCUUCGGGCAGAGAACCUCCGCUGAACAGAGCAGGGAGGAACUAGCUAACCGACGUCGAUGUGAAGGAGAGAGUGUGGGCGCUUUCGCAGCUGACAUCCGGGUUUACACCCGAAAGGGCUACCCUACCUUCCAGGCCGCAGCGAGGGAAGAGCUGAGCCUCCACGCUUUCCUGCGGGGUCUUACACCCGAGCGGCUCCGCCAACAUGUCCGCCUACUGUCACCCCGAAAUCUCAGUGAGGCGCUGAGAGAGGCUGAGAGAGCUGAGGAGGUGCUACAGGCUCGGCCGGCGACAGGUCGAUCUUCACUCCAGCAUCAUCUGACGAGAGCCGUCGAACGGGAGGUGGACGUGGCCUGAUCCGAGGAGGAGGUCAGCCGAGUUCAACCAGCGGAGACCCCACGACGGAGGACGAGGCUAGACCACUGCUACCGCUGUGGAGAACCGGGGCAUUUCG
Messenger RNA from Pimephales promelas (fathead minnow), 2600 nucleotides. It is a transcript of the gene ccdc13, whose product is annotated as coiled-coil domain containing 13. Gene Ontology annotation, biological process: cytoplasmic microtubule organization; non-motile cilium assembly. Gene Ontology annotation, cellular component: centriolar satellite. The record is from RefSeq and is a predicted model, not a curated record. Lineage: Eukaryota; Metazoa; Chordata; Actinopteri; Cypriniformes; Leuciscidae.